Messenger RNA from Stylophora pistillata, 1765 nucleotides. Its product is annotated as tetraspanin-3. Gene Ontology annotation, cellular component: plasma membrane. NCBI's taxonomy places the organism in Eukaryota, Metazoa, Cnidaria, Anthozoa, Scleractinia, Pocilloporidae. The record is from RefSeq and is a predicted model, not a curated record.
AUAGCUUUCCACCCCUUGCUGGAAAGCGUUUACUAAACAGGUGAGGCGCACGUGGAUUGUAAGUUCCGUAUUGAAGUUAUUCACCAUGGGUUUUGCGAAGACUUUCCUUUUUUUCUUCAACUUUAUCUACCUGGGUGUAUCUGGUGCUAUCAUUUAUUUAGCUGUAUGGCUAAUUAAAAAGGAUGGCCACAUUACAAAGAUUACAACUGAUGAGUACAUUCUGGUCCCAUGUGUAAUCCUAGUUGGAAUAGGUGUCCUGACCUUUAUUACUGCCUUGUUUGGUUGCUGUGGAACAUGCCAAGAGAACAAAUGCUGUCUUUCCACAUUCUUUGCAUUACUCCUCAUUGUAUUUGCACUGGAGAUCGUAGCAGGUGUCUUAGGAUUUGUCUACAAGAGUGAGGCUAAAAGCUUUGUGGAGGAUGGUUUCCAGGAUGCAAUCAAGAAUUAUGAUGAUAAAGACACAACUUUAGAUAAAGCUGUAGAUGGUCUCCAGGAAAAUCUGAAAUGUUGUGGCAUCAGUGACCCUACUGAUUGGCAUCCAUAUGCUGUGAAGCACGAUGGUCGCUAUCCUGAUUCUUGCUGUUCCCAAGGAGCAUUGACUUGUAAACCAAGGAAUGCUUACUCCAAAGGCUGCUUGAACAAAUUGACUGAGGAGGUUAAAAAAAACCUUAGUUUCAUUAUGGGAUCAGGUAUUGGACUGGCUGUGCUUCAACUGCUGGGAAUGAUUGGAGCAUGUUACUUGAUGUAUAGUCCACGCUCCGGAUAUCUUGAACUGGAGGGUGGCACUACUCAUUCCUUUGUUUAACCAAGCAAAGUUAAAGCUGUUGUUUUCUGUUUUGGUACUGUGGAUAAGGAUGUGAAGUAUUAUACAAGCAAGAUUUAAUUAGUAUUUGGUUUGAAUAAAAAGCUGCUUAAAUCUCUGGACAAGUAUACUGGAGGCUUCAUAUAAUUAUAGAGAUCUGUUUUUGCACUUUGAUGUGAUAAAUUGUUUUUCUGACAGGUAUUCUGAUUUGUUUUGAGUAACAAUCUUGGUCAGUUUUUAAUCUGCUAUCAAAUAUGAAUGCAAUUGUUUUGUAAUAGAUAUAGUGCCUUACGCAAUCAAAAUGUAGAUUCUUUGUGUUAAUUCAGAGGUCACCAACUUACUUGGUUUUAAUUACCAGCGAGUAUCUCUGAAACUGGGUGUAUGACAGUACCAAAAGUAGCUAAGAAUCACUAUUCUACACCUAAGCACAGUAUGAGUGCUAUUAUUUAUGGUAGUCUGAGUGAAUACAGGGAUCAGCACAUGUCAGAAAGGUUGGAUGAAAUCCACCCAUUGGAGAGCAAUUUUUUUUUCUUGGCUCCUUUUAACUCCUAGAAGUGUUAAGUGAUUAAUUUUGAAUUCUCAUAACAAUUUUAAGGCAUUCUAAAACAGAGAGGUCAGGAGAGUGAAAAUAAUUAUCAACUAAGUGAUACUGAUACAACACCAGAUGGUCAGGAUGAACCAUAUAUUAUCUAAGCUUUCCAAGUUCACUCAAUGUUUUAGUUGUGAGCACAGCCUUUAAUUUGGAUCCAUGCCAAUCGUCCAAUCUAGACCAUGAGCAAUCCUUCUAUUUUACCAAAAUCUGUUAUGCAAGUAAAAAACAAAACAAUUGAUGUUAGCAUGCUGCACUGAACUAUGGAAGUGAGGCACAAAUUCGUCCCACUCCCAGAGUUCUGCUAAACAACCUUACCUCAAUUUUUUUCUACUGUCUUAUUUUUGACUCACAAUAAACUUCACUAAAAAGGA